AUGGCGGUUUCAGUGGGAAAUUUGUCGGACCCCGAGCACUGCCAGGGCCUGGCCCACUACCUGGAGCACAUGCUGUUCAUGGGCUCGACCAAGUACCCCGACGAAAACGAGUACGACUCCUUCAUCUCCGCCAGCGGUGGCUCCACCAACGCCUUCACGGAGUGCGAGUACACCCUUUACCACUUCGACGUGCUGCCGCAACACCUGGAGAAGGGGGUGGACGUGCGGCAAGAGCUGGUCGACUUCCACGCCAAGCACUACCGGGCGUCCGCGAUGCAGCUGGUCGUUCAGGGAGGGCAGGCCCUCGACGAGCUCCAGGCCUUGGUGCUCUCGAGCUUCUCCGGGAUUGCCGCUGCCGCAGCGGGGGGGGGCGACGCGGGCAAGAAGAAGGAGAAGGGGGGGGAUGAGGGCGGUUUGCCCGAGGAGUCUGCGGCGGUGGCGGCGGCGGGGCUGCCGUUCGAUGACGCGGGGGCGCUGGGGAGGGCGUUUCGUGUGCAGCCGGUCAAGGACGUGCACCGGCUCCACGUGACGUGGCAACUCGGGGAGCAACACAGGCGAACGCCAACGGGAGAGGCCGGAGUGCGCCACUGGCUAGACAUCGUAGACGUCCUGUUCCGCUACAUCGGCAUGCUAAGGAGAGAGGGGCCUCAGGAGUGGGUUUUCCAAGAGAUCAGGGACGUCGCCAACAUUCAGUACAGGUUUCAGGAGGAAAGCGAGCCGGCAGAGUACGCGGAACGGCUUGCCGAGCAGAUGCUGCCUUCCGCCCGCUUCGAGGAUGCCCACAUCCUCAAGGGACCCUACGUCAUGGACAAGUGGGACCCCGCCCUGCUCGAGGGUAUAAUCGAACAGCUCACCCCCAGCUCGGCUCGAUACGACGUCCUAUCUACACUCUUCGGACGCGCGGUGGACGCCGCUCGAAACGGCAAGAACCAACAUCCUCAGAGCGAGGACAAGGAGGAAGAAGGCGAUGAGAAUGGUCACGACAAGACGGCGGAGGGCGAGGGUGCCCCCGGCAAGGGAGGGGCAGGCCAGCGAGGAAAAAAAAGAGCCGCGGGCGAGGAAGACGACGACGGUUCCGACGAAGGUUCCGAUUAUGAUUCCGGGGAAGGUUCCGAGGAUGAAGGUUCCGAUUAUGAUUCGGAGGAAGGUUCGGAGGGUGGAAAAGAAGAGGAGGAGGAGGAGGAGGAGGAGGAAGAGGAAGGGAUGGAACUGGGGCACUAUCACGAGCUUUGCAAGAAGCCCGACCGUGACCCGCUGGAAGAGCCUCGCUUCGGAGUGUGCUUCUGGAGCGACGCGAUUCCCGCGGAGAUCUUGGAGGCAUGGGCGGCAUCCCUGCAGCAAGAGCAGCAGCAGCAGGCGGGCGGCAGCACCGCCAGAAGCUCUCUGCUCAGCAGCAGCGCGGGCACUACCGGCGCCGGGAAACACCCGGGUGCGGUUGCCGCCGCUGCCCCGAGCAACGGUACCACCAACGGGAUGACGAUGAUGAAGUCCGCGGCGGGGGGGGCGCAGAAGCAGCGUCAAGACGUACCCAAGGGCAGCGGCAGCGGUAGUAGCGAGCCCCCUCUCCCCACCCUGGCCCUCCCAAAGCCCAACCGGUUCAUCCCCUCGGAGUUGGGCAUCAAGGAAAUUCCCGCCGCGUCGGAGGACGGCAGCAGCAAUAACGCCUCCUCGACGGAAGCCGAGGCGGGAGGAAAGGGGGGAGCGCAUCAUCGGCAGCAGGCGGAGAGACACAGCCCGCGCAAGGUGGCGAGGGAGAGCGCUUCGGCGCGAGAUGCUGGCGGCGGCGGUGGUGGUGGGGUCGUGAGGUGGACCCUGUGGCACUUGCAAGACAGGACAUUCGGGCAGCCCAGGGCGGAGAUUUAUCUCAAGGUUGUGACGCCGGUGGCGAACGAAAGCGCGCGCUCGGCGGCUCUCUGCGAGCUGGUGGUGCGGCUGGUGAACGACUCCCUGACCGAGUACUCCUACGACGCGUACGUGGCCGAGCUCAGCUACCACGUCAAGGCAACAGACGCGGGUUUCCAGAUACACGUGUACGGCUUCGACCACAAGGCCCCCCUCAUGCUUCGGGAGGUGCUCAAACGCCUGCUGGACCUGGGGUCCCACCUGGAGGAAGGGCCCCUGUCUGUGCAGCUGGAAGCCCUAAUCAGAGGCUACCACAACACCAACAUGAAGCCCGGGAGGCACGUCUCCAACGUCCGACUUGAGGCUUUGCGGAAAGGCAGCUGGUCUCCGGUGCAGAAGCAGGCCGCCCUGACCGGGGCUGGGGAAGGGCAGGACGCCUCAGGCCCAGCAACCGGAGAGGGGGAGAGAGCAGCGGGGGCGGGAGCCACACCGGCGCUGUCUGUUGCGCACGUGCAGGCCUUCCUCAAGCGCCUGUUCUACAGGGUAGAGAUGGAAGGUCUCGUUCACGGAAAUUUCUCGGAGGCAGACGCUGAGAGAGUCUUGGACGACAUCGAGCAGGUAGCCGAGGAGGCGGCAGUCAGCAGGGGGGGAGGCAGGAACGCUGUCGUCGACAUGGAAGAGGGCGACGACGGUGGUGCGGAGGAGGUGGCGUUCCAGUACCCGGACGAACCCGUCGUGAAGCUCGACCCGUCCCAGCACGUGCUCUACUGCUGUCCCAGCAAGGAUCCCACGGAACAGAACUGCGCACUGGAGGUGUACUGGCAGAUCGGGGCGAACAACCUCGAGGAUAGAGUUAUCGCCGACGCCAUCGAGCAGGUGAUGGACGAGCCUCUGUACGACCAGCUUCGGACGAAGGAGCAGCUCGGGUACAGCGUCGGGUGCUCCACCCGCGUCACCUGCGGCGUGCUUGGCUUCUGCAUCACCGCGCAGUCCGCCGCUUACGCCCCCGCUCACCUCUACGCCCGCGUCCGCGCGUUCAUGAAGUCCUUCCGGGACACCCUGGCGGGCAUGACAGAAGACACGUUUUCGAUGAACAUGGAGUCCGCCGCGGCGAACAAGCUCCAGCCCGACAACACUCUCAGCGAGGAGGCCCAGCGGUACUGGCCCGAGAUCUACAGCCGUAGGAGGGAGUUCCACGUGAACGUCGCGGAGGCCGCGGAGAUGAAGGGGUUGGAGAAGUCCGCCGUUCUACGAGCAUACGAGGAGUGGUUUUCGGGCGAAGGCGAGGGCAAGCCGUGCUUUACGCUUACGGUAACCGGCGAGGGCAAGUUCAGCGCCGACGACGAAGCCAAGGCGAUAGAAGCUCACAUCCAGGAGGAGAUCGAGAGCAGCAGCAGCAGCAAAGACGUGGGCGGCGGGUUGUCGUCACCCUCGCGAAAAACGUGCGUGCGCAUCGCGACGCCCCCGGAGCUGUACUGCCCCGCGGAGGGUCGUGACGUGUUCCCCCAACUUCUUGGCGUGCUGACUUGUUGACCGUGCCACAAAAUUUUGCAUCGGCCGCUUGUGUCCUUCAUC
Molecule: messenger RNA, 3417 nt
Organism: Ectocarpus siliculosus
Lineage: Eukaryota; Phaeophyceae; Ectocarpales; Ectocarpaceae
Source: the annotation of a GenBank genome assembly